UUGUAAUCAAGAUUUGUAUGCCUGACCAGAAAUCCCGCUCCAAGGCCAUGCAAACUGCAGUUAGCUUCUCAGGUGUUGCAUCUGUUGCGAUUUCGAAAGAUGACCAUAUGGAGGUGAAAGGAAUUGGAGUGGAUCCUGCUGACCUAAUAAAUUGUCUAAGAAAGAGAUUUGCUACUAAAACUUCCUGUCUAGAAAAACGAAAGGGGUUUGCAACGCUGGUAAGUGUAGAGGAGAUCAAGAAGCCACCACCAAAGCCACCACUAAAACCAUCUGAACCCACAGACAAAGAUAAGCCUAAGCCGCCCGGGCCAGUGUGUGGGCAAUGUGGGUGCUGCAUGCCAUGUCCAUGCGGACCAUGCCGUCGUCCUGUGUAUGUGUGUGUGGAGGAAUAUCCCAGGUACUGCUCCAAAGACUGUGAUACUUGCUCAAUCAUGUGACAAAUAUGUCUCUCCAAUCCAUGCUCCGUGUCACAAGGGUUAGUACGUGGCCCAUGAAUAAGAGAAUAAGAUAUAUAUAUAUAUAUAUAUAUAUAUAUAUAUAUAUAUAUAUAUAUAUAUAUA
This is a messenger RNA of Hevea brasiliensis (rubber tree), 560 nucleotides long. RefSeq lists its product as uncharacterized. The transcript has 2 exons. Bases 18 to 437 code for a protein of 139 amino acids. The record is from RefSeq and is a predicted model, not a curated record. NCBI's taxonomy places the organism in Eukaryota, Viridiplantae, Streptophyta, Magnoliopsida, Malpighiales, Euphorbiaceae.